CGAUCGGAUCAGCGAGUAGAGAGCGCGCUGUCGCCGUCGAAGCUAGAACGUAGUAGGUGGUAGAGAGGAAAAAAAGAAAAUCCGUUUUCUGUCAUUCAGUGCGCGGAACAGUUGCUUUUAUUAUAUUUUCAAUAAAAUCGAAUCACUUUAAUAGUCUGUGAUGUGCGCUUCAUCAAAUAUUUAAAUAAUUAUUAUAGCGCAAGUGACGGCCUUGAAAGUUCUCUCACGCGAAGUGCUACAGAUCAGUGAUUAGACAAAAAGGAAAAAAUGGAAUUCAAAUUUUCGGUAAACGAAAUUUUUCGACAGCCCAUUGUCAGGCUUGGCAGUAACAUGCUACCGCCUGGCUUCACAGGCGACAGGAGGGCGUUCUGGGACAUCGUGGGAAAAGUUUCAGAAAUUGUAAAUGCAAUGGGAGAAGCUUCAGCUGCUGCGCAAGGACUUACAAAACCGAUAACCACUGCUGACCGAUUGAGAAAUUCGGAACACACGCUGUAUCUUCUUAUUGAUCAAAAUGCUGCCAAUGGCAGGGGAGCAGUAACUGGUAUGUUGAAGACAGGCAAGAAAGGAUUGUAUGUGUUCGACAGGAACGGCCAGCAUUACCAGGUAUCACCACCAUGCGUGUUGGACUUCUACAUACACGAAUCUCGCCAACGCACAGGUCUGGGAAAACGAUUAUUUGAACAUAUGCUGGAGGAGGAAAAAAUUGAACCCGUAAAAAUGGCUAUCGACAGACCGAGCGACAAAUUUCUGGGUUUCCUUAACAAGCAUUAUUCGUUAAACAGUCCAGUCAAGCAAAUGAACAACUACGUGGUCUUCGACGAUUUCUUCCCAAGUACUCCGGAGAAAAAUGGUGCGGUGGAGGUUCAGGCCCACAGCGGUGGCACUCCGGGGAAAAAACAGUCAGCUAAUGGCUUACAAACAACCAGUUAUGCAUCACCAAUGGGUCGCUACGGGGCUCCGAGGCCCCCUUGCAGUAUGGGCCAGAUAAUACAUAACCAAACGUCUACUAUACCAAAAAAUACUGAACCAACGGGUGUUGUGAAUGCUAGAUCGGCGGGUGACAUGAAUUAUCAGGGUAUUGCUAACGACAGAAAUCCAAACAUGACCCAAAGUACCCCCAAUAUGUAUUACCAGCCGCCUGCGCCAUAUGUGAAAUUUGACGGAUUGGGCCCAAAUUCUACGAUAAAUUAUGAAAGUGACAAAAAUACAUAUUAUGAACAGCAGCAGCAGCAAAAUUAUGGAAAUGCUAAUACUGUCGAUGAUUCUAAUCAAAUGGCCGCUACUAAUACGUAUCCUCAAGCUACUACUCAGCAACAAAAUGUCACUCCAUUCCAACAGCAGGAGGUUAUGCAGAAUCAGUAUAAUAUGCAACCACAGCAGCAGUUGCAGUCGCAACAGCAUCAGACUUCUCAGUUUGUUGCUGCUACACCCAGCAAUGUACAAAAUCCAGGUUUAGCGACCAAUCAGAUUGUGGCACAACAGACAGAAGUAACAUACAUUCCAAAUUUAAAUCAACAAGAAACCUACAAUGCCCAGAAUAACACACAAAAUCUGCAACAGUCCGCAAACCAAGUUCCGCAAAAUGUUCAACAGUAUCCCCCUCAGUAUCUAUACUCUACUCCACAACAAACCAUGCAACAACCGAUACUUCAACAGCAGAUUCCACAUUUGCAAAAUCAGGUCCCAAUUCAAAAUCAAAAUGUGACGCUAAAUGAAUCUUUUCCCUCAUUGGUAGCUCCAGCUAACGCCCAGCAAAUGUCAUACGUGCCGGAAGUAUUACAAAGUAACCCCCAGUACACACCUACAGACCUAAAUCAAUACCAGUAUAACGUUCAAGUUCAACAACAAAAUUUGCAAAACAAUGCACAGUAUACUUAUGGACCUACAGGUAUCACAGCCGUCCCACCCAAUCCUCAAACUGUUCCAACUACUUACACCCUGCCACAGAAUUCAGCUGGUUAUACAAUGCCGACAGCACCAUACCACGCACCCACCAGCAGCACACAAGUUCCUCAAUACGCAGCCAGUGCAACUAUGCAGUAUCCACUUGUUAGUAACGCUGGAGACGCUCAAUAUAAUAAUCAACUAGUUCAGAAUCAACCAAACCAACUACUGCAACCAAAUGUAGUAACAAAUCCGGCACUUGAAUCAAACAUUGCGAUGACAACUCAAGUGCCUCAAACUGUUAGUAUGACCAAUCAAAUACCUUCAGGAAACCUCGUGACCAGUCAAAUACAACCCCAGCCAACUAUCUUUAGAACAAAUCAAAGUUUGGCGCAAUCUACUGUACCUAUUAAUAUGGACACAGUUUCACAACAUCAAAUCCAAAAUAUGGCACAGGUGUCUCAACCAGUAAUGCCAAAUGAGGUAACAACUGUUGCACCGAAUCUGUCAUACAGUGUACCACAUAUUCCAAACGUGCCUCAGCCAACAGUUAAUAUGACACAGCCAAACGUAAUGUUAACAAGCCCGAUACAGGGCCAGCAAACCAUGACGUCACAACCAAAUAUAACCAAUCAAACUCAAUAUCCACCUCAAAAUAUGAUGCAGUAUGGAUCGGAGCAAAGAUCACCUCAGCCAGCACUAAGAGCUGACGUAAACCCUACUACAGCAAAUAAUCCAAAAGAAAGCUUGCCUCAACUAAGUACUAGAAGAUCGCGACUCCAAAAUGAAGCGUUUCAAUAUAAUUACAAUCCAGCGAUGACUAACACACAGAAUGUGGCUGUACCGCCACAAACGCCACAAGCCAGAGGAGAGUCUGCUCGUGUCAGAAAUCCUCAAUUUUCUAUUGUUAACAAAACAGACGUGCAAAAUGAACCACAAUCUGUCUAUCAUGCACAGGGCGAUGUGGAAAACGUUGACGAUGGUUUGAAAUUUGGAUACCCGUCCCAAGUUCGUGAUCCAUUAAAGCAAGUAAUGACAACCAACAUGAUCAGUGUCAACGAUCGUUAGUAUUAACAUGAUCCUAAAAUUUUCCUAACCCACUAAAUAACCAAAUUUAUAUGUUGUUCAUGCCAGUUACGUGUUUACUGAGUGAUACCCAGGUAAUGGAAGAAAAAGUCAGCUCUUCGCCAAAAUUGGAACGUCCUCGAUCUCUUUCUAUACAGC
Molecule: messenger RNA, 3108 nt
Organism: Zophobas morio
Lineage: Eukaryota; Metazoa; Arthropoda; Insecta; Coleoptera; Tenebrionidae
Exons: 11
Coding region: 268-2952 (894 amino acids)
Biological process (GO): alpha-tubulin acetylation
Cellular component (GO): microtubule
Molecular function (GO): tubulin N-acetyltransferase activity
Source: RefSeq, a predicted model, not a curated record